AUGGUUGAUGGUGCCUAUUUUCCGCGGCGCAAACGGCGUCUAUCAUGGCAGCGCCAAGAGCGAGGAAUCGUAGUCGACGGAGAGGACCCAAUUCCACCUCCAACUCACACUUUCUCAGACUUUUCGCUGCCUUCCGACGCCAUUUCCGUUUUGCAAUCGCGUGGUGUCACCAACCCGUCCGCGAUACAGUCUCAGGCCCUUCCGUGCGUCUUCCAAGGCCGCGAUAUCAUCGCUUUGGCCCCUACUGGCAGCGGAAAAACGCUAUGCUACAUCCUUCCCAUCGUUGGACUACUGCAGCGAUUGCCUAAACUUGUCGAUCAGGUAGUGCAGGAUCUCGUGGCAUUCUUUCCGAGCUCGCCAAACCCACCUGUUGUUGGAAUCUGCGGCGGCAUUGCAGUGGAUGAUCAACUCGCAGAGCUGCGGCAACAUGCAAAUAAUUCAGUCGCCAUAGUGGCAACGCCAGGAAGGCUUUUGCAUCUGGUCCAGAGUUAUGGCGCGACAUUGUCACUUGGACAAAUCUCCCUCCUUGUUGUCGAUGAGGUUGACCGCGUACUGGAUGCCCCAGAGAUGGAAACGCAGCUGCGUGAGAUCCUACAGUUCACAAAUGCUGUCGGUCGGCAGACGUUAUUGCUGUCCGCUACGCUUCCUGUCUUCUUGCCACGGUUGGCAAGAUCAGCAGUGCUCCGGCCUGUCACGAUUCGCGUUGAUGAGGCCAACAUGCCGUUUCAAGCUCCAUCAGUGCUGUCGCAUCAAACCACUAGCUCUGCUCCAAUGACUAUACUUGCCCUCUCGACGACCUCAAAUGUGGUUCAUGACGUACAAUUCGUGCGCCCGGCGGAAAAACCUUCUCGUUUACUGCGUGUGUUACGCGCGACCAAACAACCGCCAGUUUUGGUAUUCUGCAAUUCACGUUCAAGUGUCGAGCGCGUCGCUCGUCUACUACGCAACGAGCAAUUCCACGUAGCACCGUUGCAUGGCGGGCAGUCUCAAGGAUAUCGCACUCGAGCACUACGCGCGUUUCGUGCGGGUUAUGUUGACGUUCUUGUGGCAACAGAUCUGGCUUCGCGCGGACUUGACCUCCCGGGUGUCGAGCAUGUUAUACUGUUCGAUAUACCACAUACUAUUGAAGACUAUGUGCAUCGCUGCGGUCGUACAGGAAGACAUCCUGGGGGUGGCUUGGGAGACCUUGACGUCUCCGGAAAAGCCACAUCUUUCCUGACGCGCGAGUGUGCGAUUGCAAUGGAGUUGAAGCAAGUGCUACGAGCAGCUAAGCAACCACUACCGCGUGAGCUGGAGGUGUUAAGGAACUUCCAUCAUCCCGUUGAUACCCAGCUAGAGCAAUAA
This is a messenger RNA of Phytophthora infestans T30-4, 1344 nucleotides long. RefSeq names its product DEAD/DEAH box RNA helicase, putative. The coding region runs from base 1 to 1344 and encodes 447 amino acids. NCBI's taxonomy places the organism in Eukaryota, Oomycota, Peronosporomycetes, Peronosporales, Peronosporaceae. The transcript has 3 exons. Gene Ontology annotation, molecular function: nucleic acid binding; ATP binding. The record is from RefSeq and is a predicted model, not a curated record.